Cyprinus carpio (common carp) is the source of this 3146-nucleotide messenger RNA. Its product is annotated as sodium/potassium/calcium exchanger 3-like. Gene Ontology annotation, biological process: calcium ion transmembrane transport; intracellular calcium ion homeostasis. The record is from RefSeq and is a predicted model, not a curated record. Gene Ontology annotation, molecular function: calcium channel activity; calcium, potassium:sodium antiporter activity. Gene Ontology annotation, cellular component: membrane. NCBI's taxonomy places the organism in Eukaryota, Metazoa, Chordata, Actinopteri, Cypriniformes, Cyprinidae.
ACUCAGAGAUUUGAGCAGCAGGGACAUACUGUACGGGGUUGAGUCUUUCGCCUCCUAGUGUUUUCUUAUUGGUCGUCCACGAUUACAGCACGACUAUUGGCAAGAGCCGCCCUCAAGUGGCAGCGGUGUGAUUUGUGUGUCUAUACUGUAUAUGAGAGAGAGAGGCAGAAGGAGGGUACCGUUUACAACGACCGCUCCAAAUCCAAAAGCAUUUGUGCGCAUUUGCGCGCUCUGAAGCAGGUGAUCCCUGAGAGCACCUCAGACAGGUUUGUGGAACGAUGCGUCUAUACAGUUCGCAGCAGCGCAGUGUUGACUGUGAUGAAGAAAAACAAGGCAACCCAAAAGUUUAGUUUAGUCAGAAGGUAGUUCUAACAGGAGCAAUCCGCGAGGAUCAUGUUCUGAGUCCGAGGCGCGGAGCAGACGGAGCGGGAUGAAGUCGGUGAGACGGAGCGCCAGGCGCCUCUGCUGCUGUGGAGUCGGGCUUCUCGCGGCUGUGUGCCUCGCGCAGGUCCUGCAGCUGACAGAGAUCAAGACUUCAUGGCCAGAAACAGACUUUCCCAGACGCAGAGUCCUGCAGUAUGGCGUCGAAAAUCAAACAAUUGACACUCCCAGAGCAGCAAUUCAUGAGUUCCCUGAAGACAUCUUCACCAAAGAGCAGCGCAAGAGAGGAGCCGUACUACUGCACGUGCUCUGUGCUGUCUAUAUGUUCUACGCACUGGCUAUCGUUUGUGAUAAAUAUUUUGUCCCGUCGCUGGAGAAGAUCUCAGAGAAUCUGCAGCUGAGUGAGGAUGUGGCCGGGGCAACUUUCAUGGCUGCAGGAAGUUCAGCUCCAGAAUUAUUUACUUCCUUAAUUGGUGUGUUCAUCACAAAGGGAGAUGUUGGCGUUGGCACCAUUGUUGGGUCGGCUGUCUUUAACAUACUGGUCAUCAUUGGAGUGUGUGGUAUCUUUACCGGUCAGACGGUUGCUGUGACCUGGUGGUCUCUGUUCAGAGACUCGCUGUACUACAUCUUCUCUGUGCUGGCCUUGAUUUUGGUUAUCUAUGAUGAAAGAGUUGUAUGGUGGGAAUCUAUGCUUCUGAUCUCCAUGUAUGGAGUCUACAUCCUUAUCAUGAAGUUUAACAGUGAGAUUGCCAGCUUUGUCCAGAGAUCAUGUGGCAGUCUGGGCCAAUUUUGUGUCAGGAGACAAAUGUCCAGAGAUAAAGAGGCUGAUGAAGGGGGAACAAACGGCAACACCUCCAUGGUGCUGUUGAGGAAAGCAGGUUCAGGACAGGAGUCUCCAGUAGUGAUGGUGGAUGAGCUGCUAAUCUUAAGACCACACCAGCUCUCGUUCCCAGAGGCUGGACUGCGUGUCAUGAUCACACCGCAUUUCUCUCCACGCACCCGUCUCACUAUGGCGGGACGCAUGCUCAUCAGUGAGAGACAGAGACUGCUCCGGGAGGAUAAGAUGAGCAGGACCUCAGUGAAGACAUUCAGCUCUAGAGGGAUAGUAAACGGAGGAAGUGUUGAAGCACAGCAGACACCUGAGGACACAGAAACGACGGAUGGUAAGAAAGGAGUGAAGGUGGAGGUGGAAAACUCUCAGCCUGAAAAAGAGGAUGAGGACCGGGACGAAAUGUUCAAACCUCUCCAUUUUCCUGUGGGCUACUGUGCGCGUCUCAAGUGGCUUGUGUCCUGGCCGCUGGCUGUUCUGCUGUAUUACACAGUGCCUAACUGUGUUUUGCCGCGUUGGCAUCACUGGUUCAUGAUCACCUUCAUUGCUUCAACCUUUUGGAUUGCAAUUUUUUCCUACCUCAUGGUGUGGAUGGUCACCAUCAUCAGCUACACACUUGGUAUUCCUGAUUACAUCAUGGGAAUCACUUUCCUGGCUGCUGGCACUAGUGUACCCGACUGCAUGGCGAGCCUCAUCGUCGCCCGCCAAGGAAUGGGGGACAUGGCAGUGUCGAACUCCAUAGGCAGCAAUAUCUUUGACAUUUUGUUGGGACUGGGCUUCCCCUGGGCUCUGAGGACGCUAGUAGUAGAUCAUGGAUCAUCAGUAUUCAUCAAUAAUAAAGGCCUGGUCUAUUCUGUCAUCCUGCUGCUCGCAUCAGUCUUCCUCACGGUCCUGGGUGUGCAUCUGAAUGGCUGGAAGCUGGAUCGGAGACUAGGUCUUGGUCUCAUGCUUCUUUACUCCAUCUUUCUGCUCUGCUCCAUCCUCUUCGGUCAGCUCUAGAGGUGUCACACUCUUCAGUGCGUUCUUGUUUUGGUUUCAUUAUUAUAGUGCUUUUACUGUAGAUCAGGUACUAAAUCUUGGCUGAUUUCAUGCCUGCGUACAGUGUAGCAGCAAGGGGAAAUUUUGUGCUCUACAAAAGCAACCUCCAGUCAGUCCAUUGUUCUGUCCACAGCAAGAACGGAUAAGGUUUUUGAAUGACUAAAUAAGCACUGCUUCAAGCUGGAAGGUUUACAGUAUAAUAUAAUAGUUUCUGUCUUCAGUUAACCCAUGAUGCUGAUGACUUACAAGAACACUGAAGAAUUACAGUCAGACACUCUUAAGCUGCUUAUGACUUCAGUAAUUCUUCUUGCCAUGUUUUACCCUUGUGAAAAAUAAGUACAUUUUAGUACGCUUUUAAAAAGAGUACUUAUUAUGGAAGUUAUAUACUUUAAUAUACCUAAGUGUGAACUGAAUGUAAUGUUUUUGGACACUUCAUUGAACGUUAUUUUCAAUUAAUGAAACUGUGUUGUAGUUUAAAUUAUUUUAUUUGCAAUUAGCUGAACUUUAGAGUGUUUUUUGACCUGCUUAAGGAUUUCUUAAGCACAUAUUUAUAUGCAUUGGUUGAAGUGUGAAGUAUUUAAAUAUAUUUGUAAUUACACAUUUAUAAUGAUAAAGUUGCAAUCUAGUACAUUUAAUAUAUACAGUGUGUGUGUUUAAUUUGUGUCGACACAUCAAAAUGCGGUUUAAUGUGUUAGUCGACACAUCAAAAUAAGGGUACUUCUUUAAAAUACAACAAAAGAUUUGAAAAUUUGCUGCAAAUUUCUUCCUUGGGCUGUCCAAGAUGUAGAUGAGUUUGUUUCUUCAUCAGAUUUGUAGCAUUCCAUCACUUGUUCACCAAUGGAUGCUCUGCAGUGAAUGGGUGCCGUCAGAAUUAAAGUCUAAACAGCUGAUAAAAGCA